Molecule: messenger RNA, 2443 nt
Organism: Onychomys torridus (southern grasshopper mouse)
Lineage: Eukaryota; Metazoa; Chordata; Mammalia; Rodentia; Cricetidae
Gene: Ppef2
Product: protein phosphatase with EF-hand domain 2
Exons: 16
Coding region: 1-2265 (754 amino acids)
Biological process (GO): negative regulation of MAPK cascade; detection of stimulus involved in sensory perception
Cellular component (GO): nucleus; cytosol
Molecular function (GO): Hsp90 protein binding; protein serine/threonine phosphatase activity; iron ion binding
Source: RefSeq, a predicted model, not a curated record
AUGGGAAGUAGCUCCUCCAGCCAGCACUACUUCGCUUUUCAGAAUGCUGAGAAAGCCUUCAAGGCAGCAGCCCUGAUCCAGAGAUGGUACCGGCGCUACAUGGCCCGCCUGGAGAUGAGGCGGCGGUGCACCUGGAACAUCUUCCAGUCUAUAGAGUAUGCUGGACAGCAAGACCAGGUCAAGCUCCAUGAUUUCUUUAGCUACCUUGUGGAUCACUUCACGCCCAGCAGCCACCAUGAGAGGGACUUCCUGAACCGCAUGUUCACCGAGGAGAGAUUUGCCCAGGAUGUGGAGACAGAGAAGGGCGGUAACUAUGAAUCCAUAGAGGUGCCGGACAGCUACACAGGACCACACCUCUCCUUCCCCCUUCUUCCCGACCAUGCCACUGCCCUGGUGGAAGCUUUCAGGCGGAGACAACAACUCCACGCUCGCUACGUCUUGAAUCUUUUGUGUGAGACCAGGAAACACCUGGCCCAGCUGCCCAACAUCAACCGGGUCUCUACCUGUUACAGCGAGGAGGUCACAGUGUGCGGAGAUUUACAUGGCCAAUUGGAUGACUUAAUUUUUAUAUUUUAUAAGAACGGUCUACCAUCACCAGAGAGGGCGUACGUGUUCAACGGUGACUUCGUGGAUCGGGGCAAGGACUCAGUAGAAGUCCUGAUGGUCCUGUUUGCCUUCAUGUUGGUUUAUCCCAAAGAGUUCCAUCUUAACAGAGGAAACCAUGAGGAUCACCUAGUGAACUUACGAUACGGCUUCACCAAGGAAGUGAUGAAUAAAUACAAGAUACAUGGGAAGACAAUCCUAAGAACACUCCAGGAUGUCUUCUGCUGGCUUCCGCUGGCCACACUGGUUGAUGAGAAAGUCCUGGUUCUUCAUGGCGGGGUCUCAGACAGGACUGACUUGGAACUUCUGGCUAAACUAGACAGGCACAAGAUUGUUUCUACCUUGAGAUGCAAAAUGAGAAAGGACAGUGAGAACCGGGAGGAGAAGAGAAAAGUUACCCAGACAAGCUCUGGACCGAGCCCCACUCCGUGGUUUCUUCCUCAAAGCCGCUCUCUCCCCUCUUCACCUUUUCACCUGGGCUCUGGCUUUAAGGCUGACAAAGCCAGCCGGUCCUGCAGCAUUCCCUGCAGCUCGGUUGACCACAAGGAGCAGUCCCGGCAGGGGAGGCACUCGGUGGACCUGGAGCUGGAGCGGUGUCGGCAGCAAGCGGGCUUCCCAGGGAUCAGAGAGAAGAGGGAGCCCUUGCCCUUGGCCGCCGACACCGACUAUGAUGCUGAUGCAGGUGGGGUCCUGGAGCCCACUCCAGAGGAGUGGAAGCAGGUUGUAGAUAUUCUGUGGAGUGAUCCCAUGGCUCAGGAGGGCUGCAAGGCCAACACCGUCCGAGGGGGAGGCUGUUACUUCGGGCCUGAUGUGACAGAAGAGUUGCUGGAGAAAUACAAGCUGCAGUUCCUGAUUCGGUCACAUGAAUGCAAACCGGAAGGCUAUGAAUUCUGCCACAACCGCAAGGUGUUAACCAUCUUCUCUGCCUCCAACUACUAUGAAGUUGGCAGUAACAGAGGUGCCUAUGUUAAACUGGGACCAGCCCUGACUCCGCAUAUUGUGCAAUAUCAAGCUAACAAGACGACACACAGGCUAACCAUGAGGCAAAGGAUCAGCAGGGUGGAGGAGUCAGCCCUGAGAGCCCUGCGGCAAAACUUAUUUGCUCAUUCCUCAGACCUGCUUGCGGAAUUUCAGAAGCAUGAUGCGGAUGACAGCGGCGUAAUCACCCUGAGUGACUGGGCGGUGGCUGUGGAGUCUGUACUACACCUGGGAUUGCCAUGGCGGAUGCUCCGGCCACAGCUGGUGAACAGUUCGGUGGAUAAUGUGCUGGAGUACAAGACUUGGUUGGAGAGCUUGGCCAAAGAGCAGCUGAGCCUAGAGAACAUACAGUCGAGUCUUCUGGAAAAACUCUAUCGAAACCGGUCCGACUUGGAGACAAUUUUUAGGAUCAUAGACAGUGAUCAUUCAGGAUUCAUCUCCCUGGAUGAGUUCAGACAGACUUGGAAGCUCUUCAGCUCCCAUAUGAACAUCGACAUCACAGAUGACAACAUCUGUGACCUCGCCAGAAGCAUCGACUUCAACAAGGAUGGCCACAUCGACAUCAAUGAGUUCCUGGAGGCCUUCCGCCUCGUGGAGCAGUCCUGCUCUGAGGGCCAUGCCCCUGCUUGCCUACAGUCCAUAGACACUGAGGAGAGUGGUCGAAGCAGUCCAGGUCUGCACUGAGGACAGCUUGGUCCUUAUCACCUACGGUGCCUAUCGGCAGUGGCAAGCUUAUGACUCCACAUGGACUUGGGGGCUUUAGGCUGAGAAUUACCCACCAGCAGGCACUGGAAUCCAGAAUCACCUGUCCAUUUGCUGGUGGGUGUGCUAGACAUGGUGUGUGUGUGUGUGUGUGUGUGUG